Colletotrichum acutatum is the source of this 3747-nucleotide messenger RNA. RefSeq names its product hsp90-like protein. Gene Ontology annotation, biological process: phosphorelay signal transduction system; protein autophosphorylation. The record is from RefSeq and is a predicted model, not a curated record. The coding region runs from base 1 to 3747 and encodes 1248 amino acids. Gene Ontology annotation, cellular component: plasma membrane. The transcript is spliced from 7 exons. Gene Ontology annotation, molecular function: histidine phosphotransfer kinase activity; phosphorelay sensor kinase activity. NCBI's taxonomy places the organism in Eukaryota, Fungi, Ascomycota, Sordariomycetes, Glomerellales, Glomerellaceae.
AUGAACAAGAUAUCAGAAGGUGCCCGUGAAUGGGAGACAUUCAAAUAUGAUUCUUUCCACAUUCCCAAUGCUGUGUUCAACAGUCCCGACCGACCGAUCCCCUUCUCAUCCAUCUCAUCGUCUCCGGAUACUGGCCUCACUUCCUUUGCGCAGCUAGGUGCCUUGCGACUAAACGCAUCGCGCGCCUUGAUUUCGCUAUUCGAUCGUCAGCAUCAAUACAUCGUCGCCGAGGCUACUCGGUCAAUGCCCCUGGCCCCGAAUACCAAGUACACGAGGCAAAACCAUCUUUGGCUUUGCGGAACAGCCAUUCCUCGCGACUUUGGAAUCUGCGAGCAUGUUUUGGUCGGAGCGACUUACGCGGCCCCCAGCAGCCUCUAUCCGACAGCCCACGUCACUGACGAGAACGAACUUCCUGUGUCUGUAGUCCCGGAUCUUGCUGCUGACCGGCGAUUUUGUAAUCGUCCUUACAUUGAUGCAGCGCCAUACAACCGCUUUUACGCGGGUGUUCCCAUCCGGUCUCCCAAAGGAAUCAACAUUGGGGUAUACUGCAUCUUUUCUGAUAAACCGAGGAAUGGUCUCGAUACCGAGGAAUUGCAAUUCAUGCGCGAAAUUUCCCACACAGUAAUGGAAUACCUCGACGCUAGAAGAGUAAAUGAGAGCUACCGCCGAAGCGAGCGCAUGGUGCAAGGAUUGGGAAACUUCAUCGAAGGUAGAGACGACCCAGUGCCGACUGCGAGAACCACGCCUCGAGCGUCUUUGAACGGAUUUGAGCCCCCAGGCUGGCGAUCUUCCGAGUCCCCUGAACCCGUCCGCCCGGGCAUCAAUCCGAUCAGAGUAGACUCGAAUGAUUCAUCAACCAAGGUCGAAUCGAGCGACUCCGUUGAGACGACUGCCACGACUGCGACAGUCGCCACCACUACCUCGAGCACGGCGCCCCCUGACCCGCAUUUGACAGAAACCAUCAAGAUCUUUUCGAGGGCCGCCAAUGUGAUCAGGAAAUCCCUCGAAGUAGACGGCGCCUUAUUCCUGGAUGCGAGCAUCGGCUCCUUUGGUGGCCUUGUGACCGGUCCACGGAGGGCCAGUGAAGUAGCAGACCACACAUUUUCCAGCAGCGAGGACAGUCUUUCUGAGAAGUCCGAAGACGCCAACGACAAAUGGUGCAAGAGCUUUGGAAGGUCGUCGACGAUGGACGACAUUGCCAAUGGCGCCAGUGCACCACAGCUCGGCCGUCUAACGUUGCGCGAAAAGUUCCUCAGGAAAUUGCUUCGUCGAUACCCCAACGGCAAGGUUUUCAGCUUCGAUGAGACGGGUCAGUGGUUGUCCGCCGACUACGAAAGCGAUGAUGCCGACAUCACCCCCACUGAAGAACACGAUCUCCCGGCCGCACGUCCUGAACAAAAAGCAGCACAUUCGUACUUCACGAGGCGGAACGAGGCCAAGACCAUCAUCGACAUCUUCCCAGGCGCGAGGAGUGUAGCUGUAGUACCGCUGUGGGAUCCUUCAAAAGAACGAUGCUUUGCCGGAGGUUUUGUGUGGAGCAAGAGCGCAACUCGGAUAUUGACGCCGGCGGCAGACCUGCCUUUCUUACGAGCAUUCGGGAUGGUCACCAUGUCUGAGGUCAUUAGAUUGGAUGCAGUUCUGGCAGAGAAGGCAAAGACAGACAUUUUGGGUUCUCUCAGCCACGAGCUUCGGUCGCCGCUCCAUGGCGUGGUCGCUGCUGCAGAACUUCUUCACGAUACACAGUUGGAUGCUUUCCAGGUCGACGUGAUUCACACCAUUGAGAUUUCGGGCAAAACUCUUCUCGACACAAUUGACCAUUUACUCGACUAUAGCAAGGUCAACACGUACCUGCGAGCUUCCAAGUCUCAGCGGAAGAAUAACGGCCCAGGGCGUGGGCUGCGACAAGAAGCAUCGGCAUCGAUCGAAUCUGGUAUGAUGAGCUUGGUUUCCGACGUCCACCUUGACUUGCUUGUAGAAGAGGUCAUUGAAAGUGUAUUCAUCGGCUACAGCUUCCACCACAUGGUUGCCAACUCUCUGGCACGCCACGGCUCAUCUUCAGGCCCUCCAACACCGGCGCAAGAGAAGCUGGAUGCCAUUGCGACAUCCGAUGGGCUGGGUCACAGGCGGAAACCCUCUGACGCGCCUGCUGCCACUAUGAAGGACGUCAAGAUUCUGGUCGACAUCGAUCCGAAUUGCGCGUGGGUAGUCCACACGAAUCCGGGCGCCAUUCGUCGGAUAGUCAUGAAUCUGUUUGGAAAUGCCCUCAAGUACACAUCCAAGGGAUUCAUCAAAGUCCACCUCAGGCAAGAGGAGGUCGUACACAAGACAUCUCGGUCGGCAUCGAUGGUUGUGCUCACCGUCACUGAUUCGGGCAAAGGUAUCACCGAAGAGUUCUUGCACAACAAGCUCUUUACACCGUUCUCCCAGGAAGACGCACUCGCACCGGGUACUGGUUUGGGGCUCAGCCUUGUCAGACAGAUUGUGGCAGGCCUCGGUGGCACAAUCAGUGUGGAGAGUCAGGUCGGCCAUGGAACGAGCAUCACGGUAUCGAUGCCACUGGUGCUGUCUCGCAAAGCGAGCAGCAGGGGACGCAAGUUUUCUGCCGACCUGAAUGCCCUGGCCGGAACGCGACUCUCGGUGUGCGGGUUCAGCAGAGGACUUGGAGAUUCGGACGAGCUUCGCGCCGGUGGACUGGAUCUUCCUGUGGAAAGCUUGCCAUUCAAGUGGAUGGAUCUUAAGCUCAACGAGGACAGCCGAACUGCGUCCAAGACGGAUUUGAUGGUUUGCAGUGAAGAGGCGUUUAGACGUCUCGGUCUGUCAGAAACUGGAGGUGUUGAUACCCCGCUGGUCGUAGUCUGUGGCAAUGCCGAAUCUGCCCAGAAAUUGGCUACUUCCUACAGACGCUCCCUUCGCCACGAAGCUGUUAUGGAGUUCAUAGCGCAGCCUACUGGCCCCAGAAAGGUUGCAAAGGCUCUUGCUUGCGCACUUGAUCGCUGGAAGCAAAGACAGCCUGCGAAGACGAUAUCCGUUAGUCCCGUGUCGGAUGCCUUCCCAGGGCCUGCUCCAUCGCCACGCGCUCUGAAGUCGGACGCUCUAUUGACGAGACCGCGAGCGCAAUCCGAGUCGGUCAAAGUGGUACGAGUGGCCUCACCGGCUACCGAGAUCGUAUCUCAGUCACCUGGAGAUAGCUGGAUUGCCAACACUAACGACUCUAACUUUACUUUAACGCUCCCCUUCCGCCCGGCCGCGUCAGCAGCGGCGCCGGCUACCUCGACAGCUUCAGCUAGAGGUAACAUGAACUCGAGCGUCAGCCCGUCUCCUGGAACCGUUAAGUCACCGCUAGAAUUUCUUUUGGUGGACGAUAAUCCGAUAAAUCUCAAGAUUCUAUCGGCAUACAUGAGGAGGCUGCAAAAACGACAUGCCACUGCUUCCAACGGCCUUGAGGCCCUGCAGACAUAUACGUCUCACCCGCAGAGGUUUUGCUGUAUUCUCAUAGAUAUAACGAUGCCUGUAAUGGACGGGCUCGAAGCUACACGGCGCAUCAGGAAAUUUGAACGGGCGCACAACCUCCCACCCGUGACGGUUAUUGCCAUCACGAGUUUGGGAUCGACCGGCGCUCGACAGGAGGGUUUUGCGAGCGGAAUGGAUUUAUUCUUGACACGACCAGUGACCAUGACCGAAUUGGUCAAAAUAUUGAAACAGAGGAAACUCGUGGACGAGGCGGCGGAAAAAGAGGUCCUAUCUUAA